UAUCCCAUGCUGUGAGUUUUGUGAAUAUUUGUGACUGUUGGAUCGGUAAUAUAUCCAAGGGUCAUGGAUAUUCGAAACAAGCUGACCUAUUCAGAAGGUAUCCCGUUUCGCCGUCACUCUCACUUCGUCACCGUGCCUCCGUGCGCGGCGCUCCUCCGCUUCGCUGUGCCACCACGAUUCUCUCUCUCUCUCUGAGCGACUCUGCCUUGGUCUCCCUCUCUCUCUCUCCGGCACGGACCCUUUCCAUCUCAGCCUCUCUUCUUGACCGUCGAGGCGUCGACGGUCCUUUCUAUACUCGACGGUGACGGACUAACGGUGUCGAAUAGCCUUGAAGUCUCGAACUUGGUUGCUCUCUUCCUCAAGCAGCAAAGCAGAAAGCCAGAACUGUUGGUUACACUCUGGGUUCGAUUUCUGGGUUUUCACUUACAUUCUGGGUUUCACUUUUCGAGCUUGGUUAGUUACUGAAAUCAAGCUUGUGUUGUAAUGGUAGAUGAAGCUCAUGAAAGGUCUAUCUCCACGGACAUUUUAUUGGGUCUCCUGAAAAAGGUAUCAGCUUUAUAUCAUACCUUUGAUGGUUUACAAAACAAAGAGUUCAUCUGUUUCUCUUUUCAGUUAGGCCGUAUUAUAUACUUUUUGAAUCUGAAAAUUUCUAGAUCCAAAAACGCCGGCCUGAGCUGCGCCUGAUUAUCUCAUCUGCUACAAUUCAAGCAAAGUCAAUGGCUGCUUUCUUUCAGUCCAGCAAAAGGAAUCCGCUUUCAUAUAUGUUUGCAUGCAGGGUGACCAUGUGAGUUUCCUAAAUGUCUACAAAGCAUUUCUUCAGUCUAGUAAAUCUUCACAGUGGAGUCAUAAGAACUUUGUAAACUACCAAGCCAUGAAAAAGGUUCUUGAAAUAAGGGAACAACUCAGAAGAACAGCUCGAAGAUUAGGCAUUGACUUGAAAUCUUGUGAAAGAGAUACAGUGGUAGUGAGAAAGGCCAUUACUUAUGGAUUUUUCGCUAAUGCGUGUGUUUCAGAAGCAUCAAGUCACGAUGGAAAGUACAAAACUAUCAGAGGUUCUCAAGAAGUUUAUAUUCACCCCUCAUCUGUGUUAUUCAGAGUUAAUCCCAAGUGGGUGGUUUACCAUUCUCUUGUCUCAACUGAAAAGCAAUACAUGCGGAAUGUCAUUUCGAUAGAUCCUUCUUGGCUCACAGAGGCAGCUCCACAUUUUUACCAAAAGCAGCGACCCAAUCCUAUGCUUCACUAGCUCGCUCUGCCUCCACCGUCCCUCAUAAUAAAUUCAUAUAAGAACAAUGAGGAAACUACCAUCGUCAUUCAGUAUGGCCUUGAUCACUUGGAUUUUUCUUGUAAAUAUACCAACUAUUAUCUUGAAUAGCAUCCAUUAACCAUUAACCACUGACUAAAAUACUGAAUCAUUAACCAUGCUUUUUUUCAUUGGCUAUUAAUUUUAUUUGUUCGUGCUACUGGAACAAUUGAAUAAAACCCACUGACUAAUGGAUUAAGUUGAA
Molecule: messenger RNA, 1505 nt
Organism: Rosa chinensis
Lineage: Eukaryota; Viridiplantae; Streptophyta; Magnoliopsida; Rosales; Rosaceae
Product: probable pre-mRNA-splicing factor ATP-dependent RNA helicase DEAH9
Exons: 8
Coding region: 770-1243 (157 amino acids)
Cellular component (GO): intracellular anatomical structure
Molecular function (GO): RNA binding
Source: RefSeq, a predicted model, not a curated record